Messenger RNA from Adineta steineri, 1041 nucleotides. Lineage: Eukaryota; Metazoa; Rotifera; Eurotatoria; Adinetida; Adinetidae. The record is from the annotation of a GenBank genome assembly.
AUGGUAAAUAAUAGUUCAAUGAAUGUAUUAAGUAAUACAAGUAAUUCGAAUAGUACAGAUAUUUAUUCUGUUAUAAGUGAUGUAACAUUUUUGGGUUAUUAUAGUUUAUCAAUGGUAAUAAUAGGCACAAUAUUUAAUGUUUUAACAUUUUUUGUAUUAUGUCGACCAGCAUUUCGUGAUACAAAAGUACGUCCAACAUUACAUUAUAUGCGUACAUUAGCAUUGAUUGAUUUUAUAAAUGUCUAUGGAUGGAAUUUAGAUCAUUAUUUACAACUUGUUCAUGGAUUUACUUUGAAUGAUUCGUAUACAGUUGCAUCAUGUAAAAUCUUUUCAUUUCUUAAUUAUGUGACACUUCAUAUUUCAGCAUGGUUACGUGUCUUUAUUUGUUUUGAUCGAUAUUUAUGUUUAAGUCGUCUUCAACCAAAUACUUGGUUCAAUAAAUCUAAAAGUGUUCUUAUCAUUAUUUUUGGUACAACAAUAUUUUUUAUGCUUUUUAAUUUUCAUCUUCUUAUAUUUGUUUGUUAUCGUGAUGAUAGUGGACAAAUUGUUCGAAGUUCAAAACUUUAUGCUCUUUAUCCAAUAUAUAAUCAAAUUCAUUUAGUAAUUUACAUUGGUAUUCCUUUAUUUUUUAUGAUAUUAUUCAAUAGUAGUUCAAUUUAUCAUCUCAUUCAAUUACGACAUGCAACUAUUGUACAAAAUUCACGUAUACGACAUCGAGCCAUUUCAAUAACAAUUAUAUUUACUACCUGUCUCUUCUUCCUAACAUGCGCUCCCUCAACAAUUUCUUAUGGUUACUUUUAUAAUACUUUAGCUGCAACUGUUACAGGUCGCCGUUUGGUAAAUGCAUUUGAUUCAAUUACUUUCACAUUUCCUGUCUUGAGUUUUCCAAUUUAUUUAAUAACAUUCAGUGAAUUUCGUCGUGCAACAUUUGGUUUCGUAAUAAGGAAUAGAGAAAUUCAACCAAUAACUAAUGGAACUAAACAGCCUCAUGUGACAAACAUACAACUACAACAUAGAUCAAACACACAUCAUUUGAAAUAA